GAGGAUUUUUAAUAAGGUGGAUGCAAGAGUUGGUCUUGCUCUCUUCUGGGUGACGCGGAUUGGAAGGGGUUCUCCACACACUUUUAUCAAACUAUUUAGUUUUUUUUCGACUUCCCCCCUUCUUUUACUUUCUGAAACUGUAAACACAUCCACAUUUUCUUAGAGAGGAGCCAUGAAGUGGACCUGGGUGCUUGUGGCAGUUUUGCUGUCCUUUGGAGGGCUAACACUGGGCAAGGAUAGCUUGGACUUCCCAGAGUAUGAUGGCAAGGACCGCGUCCACGACCUCCACAUCAAGAACUAUAAGUCUGUGAUGAAGAAGUACGAUGUUAUGGUGGUUUACUACCAUGACCAUCCCGGAUCCAGCCGCGUCGCCCAGAGACAGUUUGAGAUUGAGGAGUUGGCCCUUGAGCUUGUAGCCCAGGUCCUGGAUGAGUUUGAUGAUGAAGAUAUCGGAGUUGGCCUCAUUGAUGCAAAGGAAGACAAAGCUGUUGCAAAGAAAUUAGGCCUUGAAGAGUCCGACAGUGUCUUCAUCUUCACAGAUGAUGAAGUCAUAGAAUAUGAUGGCGAGUUUGCAGCAGACACUAUUGUGGAGUUCAUCUAUGAUGUUCUUGAAGACCCAGUGGAAAUUAUUGACAAUAUUAGGGAACUGAAAGGCUUUGAAAACAUCGAAGAGGACAUCAAACUGGUGGGCUACUUUAAGAGUCACAAGUCAGAACAUUUUGAGGCUUUUGUCGAUGCUGCUGAAGAGUUCCAUCCUCACAUGGCGUUCUUUGCCACCUUCAAUCCCAAGGUUGCAAAGAUUCUGGACCUGAAGCUCAAUGAGGUUGACUUCUAUGAACCCUUUAUGGAUGAUCCAGUGGUCAUCCCAGGAAAACCUUACUCUGAGGAAGAGCUCGUGAAAUUCAUUGAAGAUAAUGACAGACCAACCCUGAGGAAGCUGCAGCCACACAACAUGUAUGAGAUCUGGGAUGACGAUGUUGAUGGUGAACAUAUCAUUGCUUUUGCAGAGGAGUCUGACCCAGACGGUUUUGAGUUCCUUGAGAUCCUGAAGGAAGUUGCCGAGGAUAACACAGAUAACCCUGACCUCAGCAUUGUCUGGAUUGACCCUGAUGACUUCCCCCUGCUUCUGCCACACUGGGAAAAGACUUUUGGAAUUGACCUGUCCUCCCCACAGAUUGGUGUUGUCGAUGCUGAUGAUGGUGACAGUGUGUGGAUGGACAUGGAUGAUAAUGGUGAGGACUUGCCAUCUGUAGACGAGCUGGAGGACUGGAUUGAGGAUGCUCUGUCAGGUGAAAUCGAUCCAGAUGAUGAUGAUGAUGAUGAUGACGACGAUGAUGAUGACGAUGAUGACGACGACGAUGAUGACGAUGAUGAUGAUGACGACGACGACGAUGACGACGACGAUGAUGAUGAUGACGACGACGAUGACGAUGAUGAUGACGACGAUGACGAUGACGACGAUGAUGAUGAUGAUGAUGAUGAUGAUGAUGACGACGAUGAUGAUGACGAUGAUGAUGAUGACGAUGAUGAUUAUUAAAUCAUUAAGUCAUAAUUUACUAUUUAAGUCUGACCAAUGCAGUUUCAAGAGUCACCAUCAUUAACUCUGUCAAAUCAUCUUCUUUUGUAACUAGUUCUUGUUAACUCAUCAGUCCAUUUUGAUAUCUCAUCUUUUCAUCAUCCUCUCUCUGCAUCCCACCAGAGCAAUAUUCCACUACUCGUUUAUCCCUCUCCCCUACAUAUUCACUAAUCCUCCAUGUAACAAAGUACUUUCUAAGAUGAGAUCCCACAGUGGCUUUAUUCACACAUGUAACACUGUCUGGUACAAUAAAAAAAGAAAUUCUUUCAAAA
Molecule: messenger RNA, 1848 nt
Organism: Plectropomus leopardus (leopard coralgrouper)
Lineage: Eukaryota; Metazoa; Chordata; Actinopteri; Perciformes; Serranidae
Gene: casq1a
Product: calsequestrin 1a
Biological process (GO): regulation of skeletal muscle contraction by regulation of release of sequestered calcium ion
Cellular component (GO): sarcoplasmic reticulum lumen; Z disc
Molecular function (GO): calcium ion binding
Source: RefSeq, a predicted model, not a curated record